This is a messenger RNA of Racocetra persica, 730 nucleotides long. Lineage: Eukaryota; Fungi; Glomeromycota; Glomeromycetes; Diversisporales; Gigasporaceae. The record is from the annotation of a GenBank genome assembly.
UCGCUGUGAUAAGAAUAAUUGGUUACUAACAUGCCUAGAGGAUGCAAGCAAAAAAGUCAUAAAACUAUUAACCCAGAGACUUGAACCCCAAGACCUCUAUAUAAUUGAAAAUAGUGUACGGUUUAACCCUCGCGAGAUUACAACUUCAACCAUAAUCGAAAAGAUGAAACAUGAUAUAUUCAAAAAUGGUAAUUAUAAUAUUGUUAAUGGUAAAUUAAUAUUAUACGAGGAUAUGAAUAUGAGCAAGCGACACCACUUUGUGAAUGAGAUUAAUUGGAAUGAAAAAACAUCAUUUGAAUUAGUCGAUGGGGAUUUUUAUUUUAAGAAUCUGAGAUUAAAAUAUAAGGAACGAGCCGAGAGAAAGGGGAACCCCAGUGUUAUAACAAUGAUCAAUCGGUUACAGCAAGAGAAUAAAAGGGUACCAAGUGGACGUGUUAAUACUAUUGUUAAAUAUUUACCAGGUUCACGAGCAGUUGGUGAGAGAAUGAUACUAUCAGAAGAGUAUGAUCCCGAAAAGGAUAAAAUUGACACUAUAUAUUAUAUCAAAAAAUUCAAUUCAUUUAUCAGGUCAUAUCUAAAUAUUGAGGAAAAAGAAGCAUGGGGUCUCGUUAAUAGAUGGUAUAAUGAAGUUGUUAAAUCUUCACAGAUCCAGCAAGCACAGGAUACCGAUAACGAAGAAAGUGAUUCCACUGAUGAAUCAUCAAGAGAACCUAAUAAACGAUACAAAUGA